Molecule: messenger RNA, 3512 nt
Organism: Vitrella brassicaformis
Lineage: Eukaryota; Vitrellaceae
Source: the annotation of a GenBank genome assembly
CAGACAGUAUCUAAUCUAUGGAUCAUAAUGCUCGCGCAGAAUUGAGUGCUCUCUCUCUCUCCUGAGCUCCUGCCUCUUCUGUGCUGGCUGGCUGGUAUGCGUCCAUCGCUGCGUAUGUGCCCAGGUGCCUGGGUGGGUGGAUGGAUGUGUAAUGCUCUCUGAGUGAAUGCAUGACUGAACGAACACACAGGGUGGGGACACCUACAUGAAGGGAUGGACGGAUGUGUGUGGUGUGUGAGGGACUCUUUGUGUUGUGAAUGGUGGCUCUUUUAUGUGCGCGUGUGCCCGGGUGUGGUGUUGGUGUGUGUCAGGGCCCCAGGAGACUUUCAUAUCUUGUCCUCCCCGCCCACCAUGACACACACGACCAUGCUCGGGAACUCUUUAAUCAAUCAAUCGACCGCUCAUUCAUUCAUUGAGUCCAUGAUCGUUGAUCAUCACACGGCCGCAGUGGGUGGUCUCAAAAAGUGUCCUCCGAGGCACAAUGGAUGGAUGGAUGCGAAGCGCGUCUGUCCGCUGCUCACACGCCUCUCUCAUGUGCUGGCAUGAAAAUCGGCCGGCCACCUGUUCCUGUCUUGAUUGAUCUAUCGGUCAGUCGGUCUCAGAUUGCACAGCAGACAGACAACCUCUCCCAACCAAUCCACGCGUCUGUAUGUGUGUGUGCGGGCAUGCAAAGAGAGACAAGGCAGUCAUGUAGCUAGCUAGGCUAAACAAAAUGAAUUCAUCGACAGGUGGACGGAUGGAUAGACACAAUGAUGGCGGUGGGUGUGUGGGCGUGUGCGUGUGGGCGUGACGUCACCUCUAAUCGUACCUCGUGGCUCAAUACAACCGCCCGCCCAACCAGAUGCGACACACACGCCAAAAAAUGGAAUGACCAUCACGGACGGCAUCAAAACAGCCCCUGCCUGACACAGCCGGCCGCUGGUGCUGUCAGGUACGUGCCGCCAUGCUCUCUCCUUCGUGUGGGCCCUGGCUCUCUCCUUCGUGUGGGCCCUGGCUAUCAGAGUCGCAACGCUAUCAGGGUGGUUUCCGUUCAUCGCCGCUGAGAGCGAUGAACGGACACCACCCUGAUAGCGUUUUGACUCUGAUAGCCCACCUUGGGUGGUUUGGGCCACCCGCAUGUUGUGUUAGGACAAACGUAAGAUGAGGGCAGGAUGCAGGUGUGAUGUGGCUCUCUCUCUCUCUUCCUGUGUGAUGUGGCAAAGUGUCCUCUGUGGCGCCUUGUUUGGUGUCUUGUGUCCGCGUACAUCGACGAGCAGUGAUACACCGACAUCUGCGUCAACGCAGAUAUUUGACGCAGAUAUCUCUGUGUCGCUGCCCCUCGACGAACGACGGACACGAGACGCCCAGAACGUCACCACGGUGCAAAAGGCAUCACUCUCUCUCUCUCUCUCUCUCUCCAGCAUCGACAAGCCGCUUGAGUUGCAUCCCAACCAUCCAUCCAUCCAUCAAUCCAUCGCACUCACUCAGCUAUCUAUCUAUAGUACAAAGCAGUCCGUCAGUCUGUCAGCAAAUGCAGCCACUUCCGGCCAGCCGGGCAGCCAGGCCCCUCACUAGCCCUCGUACUUCCACAACAUACCAUACACCGACAACAUCAUUAACACACCACACCACACCACACACCCAUGCACAAAACAGGCAUUCAGCCCACAACACAAACCACCUUCAGCCAGCCAACCACCUUCGGCCAGCCAGUGCGUCAGUCAGUAGUUGCGUGCGGUAGACUUGCGUUGGUUGCGGCCGUUGGUCUGCCCCCCGUUGCGCUUGUCCUUGCUCGCGAACUUGGGCUCGGGGGGCACGCCACACGACACGGCGGCCGGGUUGGUGUUGACUGGCUUCCCCUUCUUGCGGUUGCGGCGCUUGGAGCCGUUCAUGAGGGCCUGGCGGCGACCCUCAGCAGCGAAAUAGUCCUCCUCAAACUGACCGACAGACAGACAGAGACAUCAUAUCCGCUGUAGUCUUCUUUGCACGUGUGUGUGCGUCGUCGUGUGUCUGUCUGACCUCAUCUUCCGAUACUUCAUCGUCGGCCGAGUACACCUUACGAGGGCGGGGGGCCUGCAGGCGACAAAGGGGAACAAGCGAAGGUGACGGUGCGGUGGUUGGGUUGGUGCUUUUGGAUGUCAGUCGGUCACCGACUCACACACCUGCUGCUGGGCCCCCGUGAGCGCUGCGGUGGUGCUGUUGGUGCCCUCGGCCUGCGACAAGAGCUCCUCUAUGGCGUACAACUCCUGACUGCACACACACACACACGCACACCAGAGAAACAGAGAGAAGGGGGGCACACAUGGCACAUCCAUUCGCUUGCUGCGAGAGCCGUUCCUUCGUGUGUCAUGCUCACAGCAGUGCGGGGACGUCGUAUUGUCUGAGACUCAAGAUGCGGCCCUGGAAGGCCUGCACCUGCUCACGCACCUCCUGAACCAAUCAACACAGCACACGGACACAUCGAUGUGCAAAUGUCCCGGGCUGGGAAGGGCCUUGCCUUAGCCCCUGCCUGCCUGACGUACCGCUAGUAUCAGCCAGACGGUCUGCAGGUCAGCCUGCGGCCGCAUACGCGCCAAUGCGCCCCGCUGGCCGCAGAUGAUCUCCAUCCGGUCGCGACGGCACCGCAACUUAUCCAGCUCGGCCAUGAAGUAGUGCAUGUCGAUACACUCAAAAUGCUCCUCGCUCUCGUCCCCCCCUCCCGGCGCCACAUACCCGCCACUGCUGCCGCCCGCCGCCAUCUCAUUCAGCUGUGUCGCGUCCACCCGACCGGUCGCUGUCAGGAUGGUGCCGCAGGGCAACUCGAUGGCCGUGACCUCAUCCGUCGGAGUGUUGGUGGCGGUGGCGGUGGUGCUGGUGUUGGCCAUUGUUUCCUCCUCCAGUGUGUGCGGUGUGGCGGUGUUGGUGUGGUUGGUGUCGGCGCCACCGCCAGCGCCGUCAUGGUGGCCACCGUGUUGCCACCCAGCAGCAGCAGGGGCGAAGGUGGUGAAGUGUGUGAAGGGCUUGACGCAGAGGGGGCAGCGGAGAUGCUCCUUGCACCAGUUGGUCAGACACGGGCGGCAGAAGGUGUGCUCACAGGCCCCCAGCUGGGCUGCAUUGCAGCACACACCACAAAGCACAAAGCACAGAGAGACCACUCUCACGAGUCACUGUGGUGAGUCGUGUCUUGGCUAUAUGCGACCUCUCUGCUUCCCUUCCUGCCUCUCCUGCCUUUCCUUCCUGUCCUGCCGACGUGUGUCUGUCGUGUCGCUGCUUGUCGCUCUUGCGUACCGAUUUCGACAGCAGCGUGCAGGCAGGUUCCAUGCUUGAAGUCCGAGAGGCAGAUUGCACAGGUUCCACUCACUGUCUUCUUCCGAUGAUCAGUGGUGGUGGGCGUAUGGGACAUACAACGGCAGGUGCGACAGGCGACACACACACGAUUCUCUCUCACGCCGCGCGACGCGCCGACGCGGGAGAGUCCAACAAGCCGGUGGAGGACCGAGAGACGAACGCUGGAAAGCCUCCGAGAGAACCCCGGAAGCCUUCUUUUGUUUUGC